UUAGAAUAUUCUAUUAAUUAUGCAAUUAAGUAAGAACAUAUAUAAAGGAUGUGAAAAUUGAUACAACCCGUCUAGCAAUGGCAGCUUUGGCUUUAUUAGAAGACAUUUUCAAUGGACAAAUCCGGAGAGAACGAGUUUUUAGGGACCACGGUGAUUUUCUGGCCCACGACGAUGACUGGCUCAUCAGCCGUUUCAGAUUUCCAAGGGCUAUACUCUUGGAGCUCUGCGCUGAGUUGGGUCCGAAUUUGGAAAGAGAGACAGUGAGGAGCCACGCAUUACCCGUUCCUUUACAGGUGCUUACUACACUUGGUUUCCUAGCAACCGGUUCUUUCCAAAGAGAACUGGCAGACCGCUCAGGAAUAAGCCAGUCGUGUUUGAGCCGUGCAAUGCCACCUGUAUGGGACGGCAUCAUCCGCUUGUCUACCAGGUAUAUAACGUUCCCAUACGAUGCAGGUGACCAGCCAAACAUCAAAGCGCAAUUUGCAGCGAUAGCCGGUUUUCCUAAUGUAAUCGGAGCGAUCGACUGCACACAUAUUGCUAUAAAGGCGCCAUCUGAAGACGAAUUUGCAUAUGUGAAUCGGAAACAUUUCCAUUCAAUAAAUGUGCAGAUUAUAUGUGAUGCACAAAUGCGCCUAACAAAUAUUGUGGCAAGGUGGCCUGGGUCAACCCAUGAUUCAUAUAUCCUUACAAACAGCAUGGUUGGGAUGAGACUCCAAGCUGGCAGGGUGCGCGAUGGGUGGCUACUUGGAGACAGUGGUUAUCCACUAAAGACGUGGCUGUUAACCCCCCUCACCAACCCACAAACUGACCGAGAGCGCAGAUACAAUGAUGCCCAUUCCCGCACUCGGUCAGUUGUGGAGCGGGCGAUUGGGCAGCUGAAAUGUCGGUGGCGCUGCCUUGACAGGACCGGGGGGAUGCUGUUAUACCGCCCUGACAAGGUUUGCCGCAUCAUACUGGCCUGUGGAGUGCUGCACAAUGUCGCGCACAGGCAUGGCAUACCCCUUGGUGAGGUGGGGGCACCGCCAGAGGACCCUGACCCAGGACCAGUAUAUGUGCAGCACAAUCAACAAGCCAUUCAGGCCCGUCAACGUGUAAUUGCGACAAUAUAAAUGAACAGCAUGCGUCAAGACACGGUCAGAUGGACGGGCUUCAGCACUGGGGGGAACAUUAGAGACACGGGAGACGCUGGACUGAAUGGGCUCUGGCUGCUCAGGUGGUGCGGACUCUGAGUGCGUGCCAGUGGACGUUCCUGCGGUUCCUAAGUCCAAUUAAACACAGGCACAUCUUAACAGUAAUUUGAGUCUGUUCCUUAUUAAUGGGUACACGCAUUUGCAAUAAAAGCAGUGGAUACGUGAAAUCUCUGGUGUACCUUUUGCUAUAUUGCAUGCAUUUUAAAAUUAAACGGUGGCUGGCUAUGUAUAUCAAAGUUAAGGAAAUAAAUCUGAGUCACCUUG
Coregonus clupeaformis (lake whitefish) is the source of this 1454-nucleotide messenger RNA. RefSeq names its product putative nuclease HARBI1. Lineage: Eukaryota; Metazoa; Chordata; Actinopteri; Salmoniformes; Salmonidae. The transcript is spliced from 3 exons. The record is from RefSeq and is a predicted model, not a curated record. The coding region runs from base 78 to 1109 and encodes 343 amino acids.